This is a messenger RNA of Neopelma chrysocephalum (saffron-crested tyrant-manakin), 2706 nucleotides long. It is a transcript of the gene TMEM52B, whose product is annotated as transmembrane protein 52B. The coding region runs from base 661 to 1209 and encodes 182 amino acids. Lineage: Eukaryota; Metazoa; Chordata; Aves; Passeriformes; Pipridae. The transcript is spliced from 5 exons. The record is from RefSeq and is a predicted model, not a curated record.
UAGAUCUACACAUAUACCUGUAACUUCAUAUAUAUAUAUAUAUAUAUAUAUAUAUAUAUAUAUUCUUUCACUUCAAAGUCAGUAGAUUGGAUCCAUGCAGGUAGGACAAUGUGAAUGCCAGGACAGAAAAGUUACUGGAGGAGGGAGAGGAAUCUGAACUCCAAUUAAAAAGGUCAAUAACAUGACCUUCAACCCACUCCCCUGAGGGUAGGGGCGGGGAGAGAAAUAAUUGGGAAUGAACAAACUCGGAGACCCUUUCUGCUCCUAGAAGGGAAGGGUCAGGUCUGCAGAGAUCUCACGAUGCCCUUCACUGAACUAGUUCAACAUCUAAAGUCAGAACUUGUAGCUACUGCUCUUCUCCUGAUCUGACUGGAAGGCUUUAGAAAUCCCUUCAAAAGAGGGAGAGGAACAGGCCAACAAAAAGACACAGGCAGAAAUGAUCAGGAAUUGCCAGUGACAAAGAGGGAAAGAGAAAAAGCAAAAACCUGAAGGGCAGAGGACAGAAAGGGGUAGAGUAGGAAGAAGAGACUGGAUUCAACACACAGCACGGAAUCUGCUCCUUCUGGUCGCUGGACUGGUGAGGAUGAACUGAAACUAGGAAGGACAAGAAGACUUUGAGCAGCCUGAGACACCAAGAGGCCACAGAAUCACCUCACGGGAAUGCACAGCUCAGACAUGAUCUGCUUUGUUUUGGGAUGUUCUUUAUGGUUCCCCCAAGUAAGAGGUGAGGAAGGCUGCCUCAACACUGAAUUCUGUGCAGGUACAGAGUGGGACCGUUUGUGGUAUAUCUGGUUGGUGGUGGUGAUUGGUGGGCUCCUGCUCCUGUGUGGCCUGGUUUCUGUCUGCGUGAGGUGCUGUUUUCAGUGCCAUCAGACAGGGGACGAGUCAGGGCCACAGCCCUACGAGGUCACCGUCAUCGCUUUCGACCACGACAGCACCCUCCAGAGCACCAUCACCUCUCUCCACUCCGUGUUUGGGCCUGCUGCCAGGAGGAUAUUAGCAGUGGCACACUCCCACAGUGCUGCCCAGGGAACACCACCCCUCUCGGCAUCGGACACUCCCCCAGUGUAUGAAGAAGCCCUGCACAUGAGCAGAUUCACGGUGGCCAAGGCGGGCCAGAAGGUGCCAGACCUGGAUCCUGUGCCGGAGGAAAAGCUGCAGGCACCUGCUGAGGGCAAGGAUGCCCGGCCAGCCCUCCCAGGACAUUAGACUUCCUUAGUCUAACAAGAAAGGGGGUAAGAACUAACUAAAAUUCAAAAUAUUUUCAGAGCUGUCAUAGUUUGACACCUCUUUCUGUCACCUCCUUGAGAUGGUUGGCCAUUGGCAUUCUCCAAGUCCGUUUAUUAACACACAACACCAGUAGCAGAGUUGGCACAAAUAAGCAGGCAGCAGGAUCAAGGUGCUGAACCAUUUCGCAGGACAGUGACCUCAGGGUGAUGGCAGAGGCGUCUCAUUCCUCCUGCCUCCAGCCUGAGUUUCCUCAGGAUGGUAGAGAGGAUUUCAAAACAGACAAAACUGAAACCAAACCAAACCAAACCAACAAAAACCACACCAAAACAAAAAGACCUGUGAGAAGGUCUAUUAAGACCCAAAAAUAACACCAAACUUCUGGAAAGUGCCAAACAUUUAUAAGCAUUUUUAAAACAAACAAACAAUCUGUAAACAAAAGACAGCAUAUAUACAGACAGCCUGUGCAGUAUGUGUCCUAAAUGUCCUCCAGGAUACACAGAAUGAAGACAGUCUGGUUCUGAAUAGGAUAUAUAGCAAUUCUGAAAUAGUAGUCUGUUAUAUUUGAAUUAAAAAAAUAUUAUAUAGGUGCCAACAGAUCAAAGAAGGGGAGGAGCAGGAACACUGCCCCUGAAAUAAAGCUCAAUCAUCUUUUAAUUGCAUUCAUAUUGUAUCAUUUAUUAAUUCCUACUGUUGCUGUCAAAACCAGACCAAUUUAAGUAAGACCGUUUGAAGCAUUUAAGCCAUUUCCCAGAUAGAAUAAUUUGUGAGUCUCUCCUGAUCGAUACAAAUAUGCUGAACCAUCCAGAAAUAUUGAUCAAACUGGAUGAACAUGGGUAUGGACCAUCUGUAAAAUGUUUUCUUGGGUUAGGCGGUCAGGAGAAGGUGAGUGUUGAAUUACAUCAGUGUUGUCUCUACCCCAGGUUCAGCACUUGAAAACAUUAAAGCAGAGGAACAUCAAAUAUCAAAUGAUAAGCAACCAUGAAUUUAUUGAUGUAUAUGUUCACGUUGAUAUGAAUGCCCAGGACACAGAUAUCACAUAUUUCUGAAACACCUGCAUGGCCCUUCUUACUGAAGUACCCGAAUUCUCACUGUCCCUAAUAUGCUGGUCUUCUUUCCUGUGAAAUACAGAAAAUAUUGUUAUUUUGUAGAUAAGGAGAAAAAGGACAAUGUUGGACAAGAUCCAACAAGGACAGGGUCUCACAUGUUUUUAAGGACCUAACUGCUGUUGAGAUCAACCAUAGAAAAUUUUAGAGAAAGUUGCUAAGAUCACUUCAGGGAUAGAAUAAAGCUGAACUGAACAACCCAAACAUCUUUGAUGAUGUCCCAGACCUUGCCCAGUCACAGGAAUUUUGUGUCUAAGGGUCUUGAUCUCCAAGGUUAUAAACUUCUUUCUGAAUCGUCUGGUCAUUGCCCAACUGUAUCAUUAGUGAGUGAUGAAGUGAAAUGGAAAAAAUAAAGAAGUGACAUAUAAGUUUA